UAAAUGAGUUUUUAGCCCUUGUAGGACUAUGCGCUUUCUGCUCAAUUGUCAACAACAAACGUCAUCGAGUUGUCAAACUUUUUGUCCAAUUUUAUUAUGCAUUUUUUGCAUUUAAUUCGCAUCAAUUAGAGGGACAGGGAUGGGUCAGGACGAAGCCCCCGAUUGCACCGACCGUUGCAAAUCAACCCAACACGGUGACAUAAUCACGGCUGCAAUUUCCCGGCGUUGUGUCUCCGAUUUUGACCUCUGUUCCUACAUAAGCUACAUUUGCACCUGUUGCGAGUCCGUGAAAGACUCCUUAGGACGCACAGCCCUCCAUGUCGCCGCGUCGUGCGGAAGACUCGAGCUCGUAAGGUGGUUAAUACACAAACGACACGCAAACAUUAACAUUAGGGACGACGAAUCGGGCUUCACCCCCUUACACAGGAGCAUUUUUUACGGCAAAAUCCACGUCGCCGUCGAGCUCAUCAAAUUAGGGGCCAACACGAGCCUCCUAGACGCCAACAGUCUCACAGUCCUCGAGCAUGCAAUGCUCGACGGCUACACGCCCGAGGCAAAAUGCGGCGAGUUGUACGCCUGGGGCUCCAAUUGCAACAACUCUCUGGGGCCCCAGCAGUCGCGCUCCACCCCCGAACUCCUCGACGUCUUCCACAAGAAAUAUCCAGACGAGAGCGUGCGAAAAGUCGUCUGUGAGAAGUUUCACAGUGUUAUUGUGACGUCAGGGGGGCUGGUGUACACCUGUGGGCAUGGGCAAGGCGGCAGGCUGGGGCUAGGCACCCAACGCACGGUCGUGGCGCCCGAAAUGGUCACCUUCCCACAAACCCAUGAACCCAUCACGUGCGUGGAUGUGGCCGUUUCGAGGGACCAUAGCGUCUUUUUGUGCUCGGACGGCAAUCUCUAUUCCUGCGGGUUGAACACGCACCGAGUGCUCGGGCUGCACCCCCCGCCGGCGCAAAUCCUCGUACCAACCCUUGUCAAGCAUUUAGAGCAAGUGCGGCACGUGUGCGCUGGCCGUUACCACUCAGUGGCAUGGGGGCCCAAGUGUCUCUACACAUGGGGGCUCAAUGCCGGGCAAUUAGGCCACAAAAUGCGUCCCGAUGACAAUUACGUUACGUCACCAAAGGCGGUCAGAAUUCUCAAUUUUACUGAGACCGAAAUCGUAGCACUGGAUUCCAGCGAUGGUGCGAUUUCGAUCUAUACAAAAAAGGGCGACAUCUAUGUCUUACACGAGUACCAAUGUCGUAAAAUCGCCUCAAGGCAAUUAAACGUCGUCCAAGUUUGUAUUUUCGGCGGGAAAUUAAACACGAAUUUGAGCAAGGAAUUGUCAGGCGAGCCAAAUCGUGAAUUAAAAGUGGCCGCAUUGACCAACACCGGGAAUUUGUUGAUAUGGCAGGAAUCUGUACCGCAACUAAGCCGUUGCAUUUAUUCGCUAAAUCGGCCAAUUGUUGUUAGACAAAUGACGAUCAAUAAUAACGGACUUUUGUUUGUCACGAAAGACGGUGAGGCGUUCCAAGGCACCAUCAAGCCGAAGAAAAAGAAACCUGUGUUACCGACGAUUGAGAAAAGCGCGUUUCAUAAGUUCCUGGACCGGGAGGAUUGUAUUUCGAUCAAACUUUCGAAAUUUCCGCGCAUUCAUCGCGCCAUUUUCAUCACGAGUGACGUCAAAGGGCACGAUUUUUGCGUCAUUCAAGUGCCCCCCUAUAAGCGGUUUGAAGCCCCACUUAUAAUGGAGUCACAGAUGAAAACCAAUUUGGGCGUUUUAUUGCAAGAGUGCCAUGAAAACGACGACUUGCAUGACGUUGUAUUGCACGUGGAUCACCGGUACUUCCCCGCACAUCGUUUUAUUCUAGCCACCAAAAGUUCCUACUUUCAAAAAUUACUAAUAGAUGGCGACAAAACGAUCAAAUUGGACGGCUACAAUUCGCUCAUUUUUGAGCAAUUUUUAACAUAUGUGUAUGUCGGUGAUUGCGAUUUGCUGAAAUGUGGGGAAUGUCCCGAAAAACUUAAAUUUUUGUGUGAAAAACACAAAGAAAACAGCGACGAAGCGAGUGAGAUAAUCGACGGUAAAAUGGCCGCGUUUGAAGUAUAUAACAACAAAUUGAAAAAUCAAAAUAGUAGCAAUAAUAAACAGAAUAGGAUUAAAAACCCAGUCAGGAUGCUACACGAAAUGGCCAAAAAAUUCGGUUGUUUCGACCUUUGUACGAUUUUAGCCGAUUACGAAAUGCAAAAAUACACAAUUCGGCGCAAAAGUCACAAAACUAUUACGAAACCUUUACAAUUUGAUAAAACAUCAUUCGUCGAAUUUAGCGAUGUCACAAUCAAGUGCACCGAUGGAAAACAAUUGAAAGCUCACAAAUGCAUUUUGGCGGCGCAGAGCGACUAUUUCAGCAAUUUGUUUUCGACGAGGUGGCGUGGGACGGAAACUACCGUUAUCACGCUCCCGUGUUCGCGGAGCGUUGCAGAGGCAUUGUUGGAGUAUUUGUACACCGACACUCUCUCCUUGAAAAAUAGGGAACAGGACCAUUUGUUUAAGUUGAUUAUUUUGGCGGACCAAUUGUUCAUCACUCGCUUGAAGGAACAAUGCGAGUUAUUAUUGUUCGAGUGUUUAACUUUGAAAAACUGCGUCCAGUUUUUGGCAUUUGCGAGCAUUUACAACGCUGAGAAGUUGAAAUUGAGUUGUUUGAGGUUUAUUGCUGCGAAUUUGGCUCCACUGUUGGAGUUGCGCGUUUUUGACGAUUUGGACGAGUUGUUGAUGAGGGAAUUGAGUGAUUUUUAUUUCGAGGAGAAGAGGGAGAUUUGGUGUCGGGUUAUAACGCCCUACUCCACAGCCCCCUUGGAGGAGGAGAUUGUCUCAGUGAGUUCUGCAUUUCCCGUUUCGACGGAAGAGGUGGUGAAAACGACGCAAAAAAGGCGUUCGAGACACAAAACUGAGCCGAGUUUGAGCAAAUCUUUGAAGGAAAAUAUCUGUGAUGAAAGUAUUAUUCAAUUCCCUGAUUCUCCUCCUGCUGUGGUCACUGAUAAUUUAGAAAUUCCCAGUCGAUUAAAAGCCAUAAAAUUGGCCGAAGAAAAACUGGAAACUGACGAUUAUCAGCCACAAUACACGAAACUAGUUUCGAAAAAUUCCUUCGAAGAGUUUCCCCUUUUAAAUAGUCCUCCAACUUCCUACAAUUACUCCAAAUCGCCUCAUAAAUUCGCGCACAAAAUCGUGAAAGUCUCGCAAAAGCAGAGGAAAAGACUUUCAUCGGAAAGCGCUCCAGAAAGUCCGAAAAAUCCCUGGAAAAUCGUUAGCGAGGUCGGGAGUCCGCCCUCUAUGGAAACCAGCAUGAGCGAAAUUAUUUCGUCCGAGAAAAAACAGAAGGAAAAUCUAGUCAAGAUUACGAGCAAAUCAUUGAUUUAUACACAAAUAGAAGAUAAGGCAAUUGAGGAUCUCUGUAAGUUUUACAACACGGAAAAUAUCAACGACGAGUUUAUUUCAGUCGAACGGGUCAACAUGGGGGCUGUGGCGGCCCCCAUUUGGGUCCCAGGUGUUAAAAAGUGAUUUUAGUUUUGUUGACGGUGUAAAUUUUAUUUUAAUAAAGUUGUUUUAUUUA
Molecule: messenger RNA, 3590 nt
Organism: Tribolium castaneum (red flour beetle)
Lineage: Eukaryota; Metazoa; Arthropoda; Insecta; Coleoptera; Tenebrionidae
Exons: 6
Coding region: 140-3538 (1132 amino acids)
Molecular function (GO): protein binding
Source: RefSeq, a predicted model, not a curated record